UCAAUAACCAUUCGUAUACAUACAAAAUAUCUCGGGAAAUGGCUGUAAAUUCACCACCAAAUCUUGUAGCGCGAUGCUUUUUUGGCCUACGAACAGAUAUACAAUACAAUGCCCAUUAUCUCUCCGACUCCGAGGUUUUGUACCCGGCCGGCGGCGUCAUCGUCAUACAUAACCAUCUACAAAAGAAACAAAAGUUUAUCAAACUUCAAGACAAACACAAACCAAUAAAAUCUCUGGUGCUGGCUCCAAACAGGCGAUGGCUGGCUCUAAACGAAAUAGCCGACGAAGGGCAGAAGCCCAUAAUCACAAUCUACGACUUAAACAUAAAUAAGAGGAGGAAGAUCCUUACAGUGCCCUUCGAGAAUUCUACGGCUCGGGAGUUCGCCUGUCUGCAGUUCACACACGAUUCCAAGUACCUAGUGGCAGUCACUGGCGAGCCAGACUGGUACUUGUACUACUACAACUGGGAUAAAGGAAAGGUGGAGAGCCACGCCAAAGCUCAGAAUCCUAGCGGACAAGGAACCGUUGAUAGCGUACAAUGCAACCCGACGGAUGCGACGCUAAUAGUGGUGUCCGGUCCGUACACGUUUCGCAUUAUGAACGUCGCCGAAACCGUAUGGCGGCAGUGGGGCUGGUGUAAGGCGGAAAAUACAAUCGUCACUUCUUGUAUGUGGUUGACUCCUGACAGGAUUUUGUUUGGAACGAGCAAGGGAGUGAUCAUGAUGGUGGAGAAUGGCGAGCUGCGACAAAAUUGCAUAUUUAAAGCCAUGGAAGUCAUAGACAUGUCAUUGAAGAAGACAGAAAUCGAGGUUGAAGAACCAGAUAAAACGAGCGUAGCUACGAAACAACUGGACGCGGGCUCAAGUAGCGAUACUGUCGACAGUGCAGAAGCACACCCUGUUACAAGUUUGGUCAGUUUUCCUAAAGGGUUUGCAUAUGCCUGUGGUCCCGGCUUCGUCCAUAUGUUCGAGAAGGAAUCACCGCAUCAUUGGAGGAAGAGAAAUCUUUAUAGGAUUUCAAGAAAAUCUUACAAACAUACCCGGGAGUACCCAGUGUGGUCACCCUUGGAUACAGUCCGCCAUAUAGCGGUGGAUCCCAGUCAGGAAACGUUGCUCAUUACCACGAUGAGAAAACAGCUUUACUACGUAAAAUUAUUCGGUCAGCACAUACUACAGAACCCUGAAAUACCCUUCAUAGAACUCGGUCCAGCUAUGCAUUACGGUAAGAUCAACUCUCUAUCGCUGUGCGCGUGGAAGUCAAUAUUCAUGACGUCGGGAGAGGAAGACAAGAGCAUCAGGAUAUGGAACUAUGUGACUGAUGAAGUAGAGCUGAUCAAGCUUUAUCAGGAGGAAAUACACUGUGUGUCUCUACAUCCAACUGGACUCUUCGCGAUAGUCGGGUUUUCUGACAAGUUGCGUUACAUGGUGGUACUGAUCGACGACUUCGAAGUGAUGAGGGAGUUCCCUAUACGGAACUGUAAGAGGGCUCAGUUUAGUACCAACGGGCACAUGUUCGCGGCUGUCAACGGUCAGGUCAUACAAGUCUUCUCGUCCGUGUCCUUCCAGAAUAUCUACAAUCUUAAAGGGCAUAAUGGAAGGAUAACUUGCCUCGCUUGGUCCUCCUGUGAUUUGACUCUCGUAUCUUGUGGUACGGAAGGAGCAGUCUAUGAAUGGAGUACAUCAACAGGACAGAGAGUUGGCGAAAUAAUACUCAAGACCAACCAAUUCAACGCCUGUGCAGUAAACAGUAUCGGAAAAACAACUUAUGCUGUUGGAACGGAUGGUGAACUAAAAGAAAUUGGCGCUAAUAUAAUCCGAAGAAAUUUGAGUUUGAUUGGGUGUGGGCUAGAUACAAUAGUUCUAUCAAGAUCUGAUAUAAUGCUAUUCGUUACUGGGGGCGAAGGGGGAGUUACUGGUGUACAACUACCUUUACUAGAUAAAGCUAUAUUCAACGAAUUCCACAUGCACAAUAAGAAAGUAACUGCAAUUGCCCUGGCGUAUGAUGACCAGACCCUAGUAUCGGUUGCAGAGGAUUCGUCGAUUUGUAUAUGGAGACUAACUAACGCUGAUGGUAGAGCUAUAGCAUUAGAUAAAGAUUUCGCGUAUUCCAAAGAAAUACUCAUAAGCAAAAAGGAUUUGCAAGAUAAAAUUAAUAACAUAAAUUUACUGAGCACAAGGAUGAGUGAAUUGGAAACAGAACACACGUAUCAACUUCGACAAUCAGAAGCGUUACACGCGGAGAAAUUGAAAGAAGUACACGAAGGGUAUUGUGUAGCUAUUGAAGAACUCAAGGCUAAGAAUGAGCAAAUGGAAAAUGAACACACGCACGAAAUUGGUAUGAUACAACAAGACAUAGUAAAGCUACGGACUGGUCACGAAAGAACAUUACAAGCUUUGGAAGCAGAUUUCAAUGUUAAAUUGAUAAAUGAAUACGACAGGUAUCAGUCCUUGGAAGACAAGACGGCUCGUAUGAGACAAGAAUACGAAGAAAGACUUGAAGAGCUUGCUGAAAGUAAGCGUAACGCUUUGAGAGAAGUUAAUCGUACGUUCGAAGCUAAAUUAGAAGAAAAAGAUGUUUUGCUGCAAGAGCUACAAGAACAAGCGGACCUAGAAAAAAAGGAACACGAAACUAUAAAAGCAUCGAUUGAAGAGGAUGCAGAUAGAGAGAUCAUAGAAAUAAGAACCGCGUACGAAAUACAACUGAAAGAAGAAAAAGACGCCAACGUGCGAUUGAAAGGAGAAACGGGCCUCAUGAAAAAGAAACUAAUAUCAGCGCAUAAGGAAAUUGAUGACUUCAAACAUCAAGUAUCACAAUUGAAAGCGGAACAUAAACAAUUUCAAAAAGUUAUAUCUUCCCUCGAAAAAGAUGUAACUGAUCUAAAGAAAGAAAUAGCGGAAAGAGAUGGCACUAUACAAGACAAAGAAAAAAGAAUAUACGAGUUGAAACGCAGAAAGCAAGAGUUGGAAAAAUACAAAUUCGUUUUGAAUUUCAAGAUCACGGAAUUAAAGAAUCAGAUCGUGCCGUUAGAACGUGAAAUAAUCGUUAGAAAGAACCGCACUCUUGAACUGGAGGUGUCUUUAGAAACUCUCCUAAAGCAAAAGGCAUUUCGUGAACUCAAAAUCGGCCAGCUGAAUGAGAAAGUGCUGUCUGCAAAACGGGACUUCAUACAUGAGUUAAACAAAAACGUGACCUUCAAAAAUACACUGAAGAAGAUCAAAAUCGACCUCCAUAACAUGACCGCCACAAUUCAAGAUCCAACGAAGUUAAAAGUCCGUAUUAAGGAUUUAUUCCACAAGUAUGUGGAAGAUGACGAAUUUCUCCAAGUUCGCAAAGGAGAAGAGGAGGCAAUGGGAGAGUUUAACCGCCAGAGAGACCACUUGGAGCGGCAGAUAGCCGGUCUCAAGACGCAGCUGGCCAAGUCGCAGGGAGGAGCUAAGGGGGAUGUCGUGAGGAUAAUGGAUGAAAACUGUACCCUGCUAGAGGAGAUAAACAGUCUCCGACAUGAGCUGGCGGCGACGCGGGCGAGGUGCGGGGAGAUGGAGUCGCUGCUCGGGCUGCACGCCGCGCCGCCGGCCGCCGCGCGCGAUAUACUAAGACACGCCACAGAGGACCGCGACAGACUCGACGACGUGUAUAGACAGAGGGUCAAAGAAAAAGAAGAAGUCAUUGCAUCUCUGAGAAAUGAAAAUGAACGACUUUUGGACAAACUGCGUUCUACGACUGAAAAUCGCGAACUACUCAAUGAAGAAACUUAAUAUAUUAUCUGUGUAUGUAAUAUAAUAUAUACAUAGGUUCCUCUUUGAUCUUAAAUGUUUGUCAUUAUACUAUAGAUAGGCCAUAGGGCAUUAAAGCAACUGUUUGCUGCAAAUAUCGUCUUUUAUUAUAAAAAAUUCUUAAUUAAAUGCUUUUCAGACAUUUCUUUACAUUACUUAUGUAAGGAUGUAUUAGAAUAACUUCACUCAUUAAUAUAAUGUUUAGCGU
Messenger RNA from Aricia agestis (brown argus), 3981 nucleotides. It is a transcript of the gene tous, whose product is annotated as cilia- and flagella-associated protein 57. The transcript is spliced from 22 exons. Bases 39 to 3755 code for a protein of 1238 amino acids. NCBI's taxonomy places the organism in Eukaryota, Metazoa, Arthropoda, Insecta, Lepidoptera, Lycaenidae. Gene Ontology annotation, molecular function: protein binding. The record is from RefSeq and is a predicted model, not a curated record.